Triticum dicoccoides is the source of this 867-nucleotide messenger RNA. RefSeq names its product chemocyanin-like. NCBI's taxonomy places the organism in Eukaryota, Viridiplantae, Streptophyta, Magnoliopsida, Poales, Poaceae. The transcript is spliced from 2 exons. Gene Ontology annotation, cellular component: plasma membrane. The coding region runs from base 165 to 539 and encodes 124 amino acids. Gene Ontology annotation, molecular function: electron transfer activity. The record is from RefSeq and is a predicted model, not a curated record.
UCCAGGUAGCCGGCUUUGCCCUUUCCGCCUCUAUAAAUGCCGCCCCACGCUCUCGUCCACAGCAAAACCCAACUGAGCUACGUAUAACUAGUCACUCUGCUCUCUCACUCCACCGCACACACUCACAGAGGGACGCAGAGAAGCACCAGGGGAGUCCGGGAGUGAUGGCAAUGGCUCAGGGAAGAGGCAGUGCGGCGCAGGGCUUCGCCCUCGGCUUCCUCGUGCUGUGCCUCCUCCUCGGCGCCGACACCGCCGGCGCCGCCACCUACAACGUCGACUGGUCGUUCGCCGCCGGCAGCUGGCCCAGCCGCAAGACCUUCCGCGCAGGGGACGUCCUCGUGUUCAGCUACAACCCGAUCGUGCACAACGUGGUGGCGGUGGACGCCGGCGGCUACAACAGCUGCCGCGGCUCCGGCGCGACGCACACCUACACCUCGGGGAGCGACCGCGUGACCCUCGUCCCCGGGACGAACUACUUCAUCUGCAGCCUCAGCGGCCACUGCGGGCUCGGGAUGAAGAUGGCCGUCACUGCAAACUGAAGCGAGUCUAGCUGCAGCUUCCGGUUUCAGAAAAGCUAGCUGCGGCUGCGAUGCCAUCCGUGCGCAUGUGAAAACAUCAAUAAAGUGUUGUGGAACUCAGUGACUCCCCGCGUGUUGUAUCCUGAGUUGUUAACAUGAUACAGAAGCCAGCAGUGUGCAUCAAUUGAUGCAGAGACGGAGGUGGUAUCCUUCUUUUCGGAAGGAAAGAAAAAUACAGCAGCCAGUAGGCAUGCGUUAUGUGUGGAUAUGGAGGGUGGUAGGUAACGCAUGAUGUUUGUAUGAACGAUCGCCGGCAUGGCAGUAAAGAACCUCGGACUGGUUUGUUUAA